AUGAGCGGGACCCCUGUUCCGCCCGCAAAGCUUAGCGUACGAGAGCGACUACGUCAACGCCUCAAGCCUGGAAGCCGUGCUUCAUCACCCACCCCAGCACCAGUCUCAACCCAGGCAUCGACGCAGAUUUUGGCAUCGUCAGGCCCACCGUCAGCUAGACCGCCUGCCACUAACUCACCAAAUGCAAGUGCUGUCCCUUCGUCAUCACAGCAAGCAGCUCCCAAUCCCUCCGGCCAUAAUGUCUUAGAUGUUGCUCUCAAACGACUCUCGGACAACGAUCGGGAAACCCCUAGAAAACAUAUUCCUCCGACCUCCAGCGACAUUGACUUGGCGCUUGAGCAGGCUGUCGCUGCGGCUAAGGAGAAGCAACGAUGCUGCCUGGAGAACAGCUGGAGGAUUAGACUUGCUGGGAAAGAAUUCAUUCUAAAAAAGAAGGCCGACAAGAUAGUCAGGUGGCUAAUCCGUUUCAAAGAGGUGGGCGAUGUUGCAGCCGCUGCAGACCCGGUACAUGCCGGCUGGCAUUGUGGCUUCCACAUGAGUAUCGGAGUGGUUGUUCGGCGUUCGACGGUAAUACAAUUGCCAUUGGUCUGA
Rhinocladiella mackenziei CBS 650.93 is the source of this 591-nucleotide messenger RNA. RefSeq lists its product as uncharacterized. The coding region runs from base 1 to 591 and encodes 196 amino acids. The transcript has a single exon. The record is from RefSeq and is a predicted model, not a curated record. NCBI's taxonomy places the organism in Eukaryota, Fungi, Ascomycota, Eurotiomycetes, Chaetothyriales, Herpotrichiellaceae.